CUCACUCGGACACGCUCUGUUUCUUUUUCCGACUCUCUGAGUCUCUCAGUCGCUCUCGCCGAGAAAACCCCAUUUAGCUCGUGGAAAAAGAUGUAUUAGCAGACAAAUUGAGGGCUCAACGUACGAAUUUUAACUUUAUUAUGAAAAACGAUGAAGCUUUUGAGUUGUAAACAACUAUGAACAAGAAGAGUUUAGCAAUUCUGUUGCGCGCCAGAAUGAGACCAAACAACUCAACAAAACUCGCUCUCUCUUCUUUACCUAACGAGGUGAAUCUAAUGCAAUCCUCUGGUUCACGUGCUGCGCAACAUGCUCUGGAGAAUGAGAACAAGCCGCAGAAAGAAUUUGAGCAUGUACGAGAAUCAAUGCGGUUGGCGAUAUCAAUGAAUAAAACUGAAGUUUUAGAUACCGUGCUUAAUGAUUUUUCAGAGGGUUAUUAUAGCCUUUCUUAUGAAAAUCGGCGGACAUUAUUGCUUGUAUUAGCUAAAGAGUUUGAUCUAAAUAGAACACAAGUUCGUGAAUUGAUAAAGCAAUAUCUUGGAGUUGACUUUUUGUCAGGCGAGGAAGCGCAGUUGGCUGGUGCUGAAGAGGCGGGUGGUUAUCCCGCUGCUUUUUACCGUGUUGAGCGGAAUUUGAGACAUGCGCUUAAGCCGAUGUAUGAAUCUCUUUUUGAGCGGCUUAACAUGCAUCCUGGAGGGUUGAAGUUUUUGUCCAGUCUUCGAGCUGAUAUUUUAUAUAUUCUCACAGAGGAGAAUAUUGCUUCCUUGAGAGCAUUGGAUUCCUAUCUAAAGGAAAAACUCAGUACUUGGCUUAGUCCUGCUUUAGAGCUUCACCAGAUUACUUGGGAUGACCCAGCUUCUUUGCUGGAGAAAAUUGUGGCUUAUGAGGCUGUGCAUCCAAUCAGCAACCUUAUAGAUUUAAAGAGAAGGCUGGGGGUUGGUCGCCGGUGUUUUGGGUAUUUACAUCCAGCAAUACCUGGGGAACCUCUCAUUUUUAUUGAAGUUGCACUGUUGAAGAAUGUGGCUCAAACAAUUCAAGAAGUUUUAUGGAAUGAUCCUCCUAUACCUGAAUGUGAGGCAACAUGUGCAUUAUUUUACUCUAUAUCUUCAACUCAGCCUGGCUUGGCAGGGAUCAAUCUUGGAAAGUUUCUAAUUAAACGUGUGAUCACCCUGGUGAACAGAGGUAUGCCACAGAUUUCUAUAAGUACUUCUGUUAUUUAAUCCAUAAUACUUGCAACGCGUAGCCUAGUCCCAGGGUUUCAGUGGCAUUCAAAGUUGGCAUCUCAAUCGAAGCUUGCUGAAGUGGAAGACAUAUCACAAUCAUCAGACGGUGGAUCAUCUACUUUUCUGUAUAUUUACUUGAACCAGAAGGAAAAAGCACUAGUGGAUUUGUCCAAGGAGUCUGUUGCUGGAAGAAAUGGCACAGAAGUAAUGUUAAACUUGCUGACAUCAAGAAACCAUGAGUGGAGCAAUUCAGACAAAUUGCUUUCAGUUCUCAAAGCCCCUCUCUUACGACUAUGUGCCAGGUACCUUCUACAAGAGAAAAAGAGAGGAAAGGCUCUAGACUCUGUUGCAAAUUUUCACUUGCAAAAUGGAGCGAUGAUUGAGAGGAUAAAUUGGAUGGCAGAUCGAUCAGAAAAAGGCCUCAAUCAAAGUGCUGGUAUCAUGGUGAACUAUGUGUACAGGCUAGGGCAUAUUGAAGAAUAUGCUCAAUCAUAUUUCAGCACUGGGAAUAUCCAUGCAUCCGAUGAUGUCCGUCGCUACGUUGAGCUGUCGAAGGAACGAGAAGCAAAAACAGAUUGAGGACGAUAACAAAACAUGCCGUGAAAAUUUUAUUUCCACUUCAUCAACAACAGGUGUAUGGGACAAUGCAUAUAGAAGCAAACGUGAUUUAGCAUAUGAUCUCAUUUGCUAGAGGACAUGGCUUAUAUGGACCAGGAUUUGAUGGAAGACAUUUGUGGUACGGCUUUCGCUUAUGUAUAUGUUUAUCUUCAUAAGAUGAUUUUUUCGCACCUUGAAAUGCUGAAAAAAAACUAAUAAAUUCUACCAUGACUCAUUGUACUCUUCAACUAAUCGUCUAUAAUAUACAACUUGCACAUUGAAUGGCAAAAUAUUGUUAGAUU
Pistacia vera is the source of this 2119-nucleotide messenger RNA. RefSeq names its product malonyl-CoA decarboxylase, mitochondrial-like. The record is from RefSeq and is a predicted model, not a curated record. Gene Ontology annotation, molecular function: malonyl-CoA decarboxylase activity. Lineage: Eukaryota; Viridiplantae; Streptophyta; Magnoliopsida; Sapindales; Anacardiaceae. Gene Ontology annotation, cellular component: peroxisomal matrix; mitochondrial matrix. Gene Ontology annotation, biological process: positive regulation of fatty acid oxidation; malonyl-CoA catabolic process; fatty acid biosynthetic process.